AUGACUGUACCACACGUUUUGAUGACCCAUCACGGCUACCUGAGACGAGAACUGAGACCGUCGGUUCACACAAGAAAAACGGCGUGGUCGAUAAGCACAACGCAUGCGCAAUACGGGUAUCUUUUGGGGGCGGGGCCGGGAACAAAAGCUUGCUGGGUUUGGCUGGUUCAUCCACCUUUCACCAUGUCUGCACGCGAAGGGAACAAUAAGGGCCGAGGCAGUAACAGGCCGGCAACCAGCCUCAUGGAGACCAUAUGCAACAAGAAUUUGAGAGAAGCCUACAAUUCGUGGGUCCGGUGGCUUGAGGACGAGAGCGUGCCCAGCUCUGCUAAGUGCGCGGAGCUGCAGGCGCAGGAUGACCAAGGCUGGUGUCCUCUCCACUAUGCUGCCAGAUACUAUUGCUCAGACCUUUUGGCUGCAGCCUUGGAUGUUGAGGAAGUUGACUUCGAUGUGAGGACCAGGGACACAGCCCUCACUCCUCUCCUGGUGGCCGCCUCCUACAACCGUAAGAAUGCAGUCCUGUGGCUGCUCCAGGACGGACGGGACAGGAUCAAUCCCGAUGCCACCAACAGUGAGGGAAAGAACGCAGUCCACUUGGCCUGUUUGGACCUCCAGUGCCAGUACACCAUCGAGCCAUUGGUUCGACAGCUGGAGCACCUGUGCCUGGAGAAGGACAAGGACGGAAAUACUCCUCUUCACCUGGCAGCCAGUCUGGGGAACCUGCAGGCGAUGGAGAGUGGGCUUUUGAACUCUGAGAUCUGGGACGAAGGAGCCGCCUCUGAUGUUGAGGAGGAGGAAGGAGGGAGUGAGGGUGGGAGUAAGGAGGAGCAAGAGGAGGAGGAGGGUGGGAGUGAUGGAGGGAGUGAGGAGGAAAAGGAGGAGGAGGAGGAGGGUGGAGAGGAGGAGGGUGGGAGUGGGGGAGAGGGGGGAGGGAGUGGUGGUGGUGGUGAGGAGAAGGAAGCGGAUGAAGAGACAGGAGAUGGAGGGAGUGGUAAACGAGAGCCACCAACAAAGGGUGUGGAGAAGGCAGGUGAAGAGGAGGAGGAUACAGAAGAAGCUAGUACAGAUGAAUGGGUCGUGAUUGCUCAGCUGAAGAAGAUGCUGAAGGAGAGGAACUACCAGGGAAGGACUCCCCUGCACAUGGCCGUGGAGAAUGGAAGACUAGAGGCUGCUAGUCGGUUGAUCAGCCUGUGGCCCAAGGUUAUCCUGGAGGUUGAUAAUGAAGGGGACUUACCCAUCCACCAGGCAUGUCGGCAGGGCAACAGAGAUCUGGUGGCAGUUCUACUGCAGCAGGAGAUAUCUCAGAAGGACAUCAAGCUCAUCCAGCUAGCCCGCCUCUCCCUCGACCUCAAAUACUGCAAUAAGCAUGGGGAGACCCCUAUUCAUUGUGCUGCCUACAAUGAUCUGGACAGUGGAGCUCUGUUGGAGCUACUGAUGCAGACAUGUACUGACGACAUAAGGCAACAGACACUGCAACUGAGGAAUGCUGACCAGUACACUCCACUGAUGUUGGCCACCACCCACGGGAAGCCAGAGGUGGUAAAAGUUCUCCUGAGACAUGGCUCACAGGCCACCCAGAGGAUGGACGUCCUGGGAGAGAACCUCAACUGUCUCGAGGCCGCCAUCGAGAAAGGAAAGAGUGAGGUGGCAAGGGUGAUAGUGGAGCAUGAGGGAUGGGAUGACUGUCUGAGGGCCUGCACCACCCUCAAUGGAGUGGAGAACACUCCCUUCAGGAGGAUGAUUAGAAAAAUGCCUGAUCUGGCGGGGACAGUACUGACCAAGUGUGUGACACCAGAGGGCAACGUCCGCAGCGACAGCUUCCAGCUCCAGCUCAACUUUGAGUUUGUGCAGGACAUGGAGGAGUCUCGCCGCCUGUCCAAGGCACGCUCUCUCUCUGCCGCCAUGAAGACUGCCAGCUCCAGUCUCCUCGACCCUAAAGAAAGCACACGAUGGCCUCCUAAUGUUUACAGAAAGGACAACCAUGUUUUGGCAAUUAUGGCAGAGCACAAGUGUGAGGGUCUGUUGCAGCAUCCUCUGGUGGUGACGAUGCUCAAUGAGAAAUGGUUCCAGUUUGGAGCUCAGCUCUAUGUCUGGAACCUCCUGCUCUAUGUGCUCCAGCUUGAACAAUUAUUUGUCUUUGCAGGCAGUAAACAUUUGCUGUGGAGUCAAGGAACCCAGCCAGGAUACACUAUUCCCACAGUCUCAGCUGUUGCGGCCAUUCUGCUGGGCUGUGUUGACCUCCUGAGGAGGUUCAACCAAUUCCUCCAGCCCUACCGCCACGAGGGGCAGCUACAGUGGUACCUAAACUGGGGCUUCUGGCGAGACUGGAGGACCUACCUCAACAUCCAGAUACCCAUGCUCCUCUCCACUCUCCUCUUCACCAGUGCCGUCCUGGAGGAGUGUCUGUGUGCAGCCAAGUGGCAGUGGAGGGUGGGGACCAUGACGGUAUUUGUGGCCUGGAUACGGCUGUUCUUUGAGCUCCACCAGGUCCCCAUGGUAGGUCUCUACGUGGAGAUGCUCCAGAAGAUACUCUACCAGUUUAUCAACGUGUCCCUGGUGGCCGUCGUCCUCGUGUUCUCAUUCGGGAUUCCCUUCUACAUGGCUUUCCAUGACCCCACAGUUGAGGACAGUCCUUUUGGGAGCCUGUGGUACUCUAUUAUGACCAUCAUAGUGUACACGGUGGGUGGACCAGAGAACAUCAUGUUGGAUCUCGACAAUGACUGGAGCGAGGACCAUUUCCUGUUCCCGGUGGCCUCCUACCUUCUCUGGAUCAUCUUCAUUGUGGCCAUGAGUGUCCUCUUCCUCAAUCUCCUGACUGGUCUGGCUGUCGGAGAUGUGCAGGAGAUCAGAGACAAUGCUACUGUGGAACAACUGGCCAAAAGAGUAAAGCUACUCCUGGACUGGGAGCAGACGUACAUCAACUACCGUAGUCUGGAGCUGCCGGGCAUGGUGUCUCCCAGUGGGGCCCGGGGUCAAACUGGAGGCAGCCAGCUGUGGAGGUGGCUAGUGGACACUGUCUUCACCCUGGAGGAGGACCUCUACAACCUCUCCACUGUCAAGAAACUCCUCUUCCCGGAGGAGGUCUGCCACUCUUAAUAUCUUGCCAGGUUUAUGAAGAGUUGACCCCCUAGCAGCUGAAUUGCCCUGGUAGCUCAGCUGGUGAGCACAGUCAUAUAUAUACUGUGGGUUCGAAUUCUGCCCAAGGCAGCUCUUGGAAGAAAGCUGUCCUGCCUCGUUAUUGACCCGUAUUUAUGUCCUGUAUGAGUUUUUGCUGGUAAUCUGUCCAUGAUAGAGAUUUGGUUAGGUGAAAUUAUUAAGGCUCCACAACUGCCUUCUCCUAUAAUACCACUAAUCUCACGAACGCUGCAGGACACAGAUGAUAAGAUCAACUGGCUGCGUGGCACGGUGCUCCAGCUGCAGCAGCGCAGUGGGGAGCAGGAGAGGAGUGUGAGGGAGGGACUGCAGGAGGUUGUGGGGAAACUGGGCCGACUUCUGGAGACCUCAGAGCAGCUGUCUCUAAGACAGGAAGCUAUUGAUGAUGCUCUCAAAGAUUUACAGAGGAAAUCAUAACUUUUUGUGCAAACAGCAGCUUAUAAGUAGGUGCUAGACUUUUUUGUACAUGUUAAUCCUCAUAACCAAGUUUGUAAAACGGGCAGCCAAAGUUCAU
Messenger RNA from Geodia barretti, 3667 nucleotides. The record is from the annotation of a GenBank genome assembly. Lineage: Eukaryota; Metazoa; Porifera; Demospongiae; Tetractinellida; Geodiidae.